CUCGCUCAGUGCUGGUUCCACGUCCCAAGCCGCGGCCUCGGGCCCGGAGACAGGCAGCCCCGCGGCCGCCGCGCACGCGCCCUCGUCUCGCGCGCACAGCUGUCCCCACGCGCGCGCCUCGCGCACGGACGCACGUUCGUUUCCCCUUGGGCGCUCGGCUCUCGGCGGCUGCGGCGGCGGCGGCCAGACCUCGCGGGGCAGCACCGGAGCGGCCGCCGCGGGCUGGAGGGCCGACCAUGGAGGCGGACGGCGCCGGCGAGCAGAUGAGACCGCUCCUCACCCGGGUAACGAGCGGGGGUCCUGAUGAAGAAGCUGUUGUGGAUCUUGGCAAAACCAGCUCAACUGUGAACACCAAGUUUGAAAAAGAAGAACUGGAAAGUCAUCGAGCUGUGUAUAUUGGCGUUCAUGUCCCGUUCGGUAAAGAGGGUCGCCGGCGUCACAGGCACCGGGGACACAGACAUCACCACCGGAGAAGGAGAGACAAGGACUCGGAUAGAGAAGACGGAAGGGAGUCUCCUUCUUAUGACACACCCUCCCAGAGAGUCCAGUUCAUCCUGGGUACCGAGGAUGACGAUGAAGAGCAUAUCCCGCACGACCUGUUCACGGAGAUGGACGAGCUGUGCUAUAGAGACGGAGAGGAAUAUGAAUGGAAAGAAACUGCUCGAUGGCUGAAAUUUGAAGAGGACGUUGAAGACGGUGGGGACCGGUGGAGUAAGCCUUACGUGGCGACCCUGUCUUUGCACAGCCUCUUUGAACUGAGAAGCUGCAUCCUAAAUGGAACAGUCAUGCUGGACAUGAGAGCAAGCACCCUAGAUGAAAUCGCAGACAUGGUACUGGACAACAUGAUCGCCUCGGGCCAGCUGGAUGAAUCCAUAAGAGAGAAUGUCAGAGAAGCCCUUCUGAAGAGACAUCACCAUCAGAACGAGAAAAGAUUCACUAGUCGGAUUCCCCUUGUUCGAUCUUUUGCAGACAUAGGCAAGAAACAUUCUGACCCUCACUUGCUUGAAAGGAAUGGGGAAGGCCUCUCGGCCUCCCGCCACUCUUUGCGAACAGGUCUGUCCGCCUCCAGCCUUUCCCUGCGAGGAGACUCGCCUUUGUCUCUUCUUCUCAGUCAUCUUCUUCCUCCUUCGCGAGCUGGAACCCCCGCGGGCUCGAGGUGCGCAAGCCCCGUACCCACCCCUCAGAGCAGCCCUCCGUCCAGCCCCAGCGCCGGCCGCCUGGACUCCAGGAGCUGCCGGCACAGUCAGCUGCAGGUGCUGGUGUCCCCUGCCGCUGCCGGGGUGCCCACCGUAGUCAUCCACCCACCCGAGGAAGACUUAGAAGCACUGAGAGGCCAGGAGCAGAAGGAUGAGGAAAAUGCUGACGUGACUUCAGGUCUUUUGGCCUCUCCGCAGUCUGCCCCUGGGAACUUGGACAAUAGUAAAAGUGGAGAAAUGAAAGGUAAUGGAAGUGGAGGAAGCAGAGAAAAUAGUACUGUUGACUUCAGCAAGGUUGACAUGAAUUUCAUGAGAAAAAUUCCUUCGGGAGCCGAGGCCUCCAAUGUUCUGGUGGGAGAGGUGGAUUUUUUGGAAAGACCUAUAAUUGCGUUUGUGAGGCUGGCUCCCGCCGUGCUCCUCUCAGGGCUGACCGAGGUCCCUGUCCCCACCAGGUUUUUGUUUCUGUUAUUGGGUCCAGCAGGCAAGGCGCCCCAGUACCACGAAAUUGGAAGAUCAAUAGCCACCCUCAUGACGGAUGAGAUUUUUCAUGAUGUAGCUUAUAAAGCAAAAGACAGAAAUGACCUCCUAUCUGGAAUUGAUGAAUUUUUAGAUCAAGUAACCGUCCUGCCUCCAGGGGAGUGGGACCCUUCCAUACGCAUAGAGCCGCCGAAAAGUGUUCCUUCUCAGGAAAAGAGAAAGAUUCCUGUAUUUCCCAAUGGAUCUGCGCCCAGCUCGGGUGAGACCCCUAAGGAGGCCGCCCACCACGCUGGGCCUGAGCUACAGAGGACUGGACGGCUUUUUGGUGGUUUGAUACUUGACAUCAAAAGGAAAGCACCUUUUUUCUUGAGUGACUUCAAGGAUGCAUUAAGUCUGCAGUGCCUGGCCUCGAUUCUUUUCCUAUACUGUGCCUGUAUGUCUCCUGUAAUCACUUUUGGAGGGCUGCUUGGAGAAGCUACAGAAGGCAGAAUAAGUGCAAUAGAGUCUCUUUUUGGAGCAUCGUUAACUGGGAUUGCCUAUUCGCUGUUUGCUGGGCAACCUCUAACAAUAUUGGGGAGCACAGGUCCUGUUUUAGUGUUUGAAAAAAUUUUAUUUAAGUUCUGCAGAGAUUAUCACCUUUCCUAUCUGUCCCUGAGAACCAGUAUCGGUCUGUGGACUUCUUUCCUGUGCAUCGUUUUGGUUGCGACAGAUGCGAGCAGCCUUGUGUGUUACAUCACCCGCUUCACAGAGGAGGCGUUCGCAGCCCUCAUUUGCAUCAUAUUCAUCUACGAGGCUUUAGAGAAGCUCUUUCAUUUAGGAGAAAUAUAUGCAUUUAAUAUGAACAACAAUUUAGAUGAACUGACCAGCUACUCAUGUGUCUGUGUGGAGCCUUCUAACCCUGGCAAUGAAACUCUGAAGGUGUGGGAGGAGAGGAACAUCACGGCACGCGACAUUCCCUGGGGGAACCUCACCGUCUCUGAGUGUAAAACCUUUCACGGUACAUUCGUAGGGUCAGCUUGCAGUCUCCACGGACCUUAUAUUCCAGACGUGCUGUUCUGGUGUGUCAUCUUAUUUUUCACAACAUUUUUUCUGUCUUCAUUCCUCAAGCAAUUUAAGACCAAGCGCUAUUUUCCUACCAAGGUGCGAUCGACAAUCAGUGACUUUGCUGUGUUUCUCACCAUAGUCAUCAUGGUUGCAAUUGACUACCUUGUAGGAGUUCCAUCUCCUAAACUUCAUGUUCCAGAGAAAUUCGAGCCUACUGAUCCCAAUAGGGGCUGGAUCAUAAGCCCGUUGGGAGAGAACCCUUGGUGGACCUUGUUAAUAGCUGCUAUUCCCGCCCUGCUUUGUACCAUUCUCAUCUUUAUGGAUCAGCAAAUCACAGCUGUAAUCAUCAACAGAAAGGAGCACAAAUUGAAGAAAGGAGCCGGCUACCACCUUGAUUUGCUCAUGGUUGGCGUGAUGCUGGGAGUGUGCUCUGUCAUGGGACUUCCGUGGUUUGUGGCUGCAACGGUCUUGUCGAUAAGUCACGUCAACAGCUUAAAAGUUGAAUCUGAAUGUUCUGCUCCAGGGGAACAACCCAAGUUUUUGGGGAUUCGCGAGCAGCGGGUUACAGGGCUGAUGAUUUUUAUUCUAAUGGGCCUGUCUGUGUUCAUGACUUCAGUACUCAAGUUUAUUCCAAUGCCUGUUCUGUACGGCGUUUUCCUUUAUAUGGGCGUUUCCUCAUUAAAAGGAAUCCAGUUUUUUGACCGUAUAAAACUGUUUGGGAUGCCUGCUAAGCACCAGCCCGAUUUGAUAUACCUCCGCUACGUGCCUCUGUGGAAGGUCCACGUCUUCACAGUCAUGCAGCUCACCUGCCUGGUCCUCCUGUGGGUGAUAAAGGCUUCAGCUGCCGCAGUGGUUUUUCCUAUGAUGGUUCUUGCACUAGUCUUUGUACGCAAACUCAUGGAUCUGUGUUUCACAAAGAGAGAACUUAGUUGGCUUGAUGAUCUCAUGCCAGAAAGUAAGAAAAAGAAAGAAGACGACAAAAAGAAAAAAGAGAAAGAGGAAGCUGAGCGAAUGCUUCAAGUUGGAGAGGAAACUGUGCACCUUCCAUUUGAAGGGGGAAGCCUCUUGCAGAUUCCAGUAAAGGCCCUAAAAUAUAGUGUUGAUCCCUCAGUUGUUAACAUAUCAGAUGAAAUGGCCAAAACUGCCCAGUGGAAGGCCCUGUCCAUGAAUACUGAGAAUGCCAAAGUAACCAGAGCUAACACGAGCCCCGAAAAACCUCUAAGUGUGAAAAUCAGUUUUGAAGAUGAACCAACAAAGAAAUACAUGGAUGCGGAAACUUCAUUAUAGAAUUGAACCAAGAGGAAGUAUAUAGAGAGAUACAGAGAGAGCUAUAUAUACACAGAUGCGUGUGUGUUAUAUAAUGUGUGUAUUUCACGUCAUUGUAUAUAGAACAAUAUUGUGUGUCAUGCUGCUGAUGCGUGACUGCUGGGCUUUUUGAAGUAGUGUGUGAAGUUUCUUAGGCGCACCCUGGGGACCGUGUAUAUAAUGAAAUGGUCUCUUGGAAGUGAGGUACAUGGUUCUUACUACUCAAAUAUUUAUCCUGUUGGAAAAUUUUCGUUUCUGUUCUGUAAUAGAAAAAUUUGUGGGAAGGGCAUUCAGUCUACUUUUCUUUAAAGUCUGUUUAUCACUGACAGUUCCUACCAACCUUAAGCGAUACAUAUUUUGUCCAGAAGUCUAAAAUUUUUCGUUGUGUUACUAGAAAUUUUCCCAUGUUACUUCCCUUGUGCGAGUGCUUUAUGGGAAGGACGGGGAGUCUCCGGGAGUGCUGGGGCGUGCAUCCCGGCGUGUUGUGGCUGCUUUGUGUGUAUUUUGCUGUGUACACGUCCAUGGUGUUUCACAAGCAAGGGGAACUUUUCAGCCAUAGUGGUAGAACAGUGGAAACUUCCUAGAAAAGAACUGUAAUUGUGACUUUUAUAAAAGUUUUUAAAAUUAAUUUUAAAUCUUAAAACCUCCACAUCUAGGUUUCCAUUCUGAUAGACAAGCAAAAUUGCAGGUGGUUUUUUUCUUUUAAUGUAACCAUCAUACCAGUCAUUGCUUUGUGAAUUUUAGAAGCUAUAAAAUACCAAUUUAGAGCAGUUAAAUUUUGUUGCCUUUGUAGAAAUGCUUUUCUGAGUUCCAAUGCUUUAUUAGAGCCCCGAAUGCCCGCUCUGUUCCCUGCCUUUGCUGUCUUUUACUUAAAAUGUGGUUUCCUUCAUAUCAGGUUCAAGUUUUUGAUUAUUUUUCUAUUAUAAGUAGUAUGAUUUAAGUAAUCAGGAGUCAGAUUUCUCUUAAGUGGGUUUAUGAUCAGUAUUAACUUUAUUAAGAAUUACUUUUCAUUUCUGUGUAUGUUGUUCCUUCUGUUGUAUAGAUAUUUAAUAGAUUGUUAUCUGUGAUUUCAUUUUAAAAUAUUUUAUUUAUUUUAACUGAUAUGACGCUUAAAUAUUCUACAUUUGAAAAGGUAACAAAUAUAGAGUAAACUGUUAAUGUAAAUGGUGCUCACCUGCAUCUAUGGUUUAUUAUAUGAAAGCUGUCAGUAGAUUUUACAUCUUUGCUAUAAAGCACUGCCAUACUUGUAUUUUAAAGGAAAUUUAGACUUGUUAUGUAUAGCUCAGAUCGAUGACUUUCUUCCUAUUUUGUGUUUCUGUUAGACUUCGCUUUUCUGAGCUGUGUUUUUAACUUAUAGCAAGUCUUUUUAGUCAUCUUUUAUAUACUUUUAGCUCCAUAUUAAAUAAAUAAAUGUUGUUCUGGUUAAGCCUGUAGGACUGGAUGAAUGGGGUUGUGAAACUGAUCUGGCGAGAGGAUGUCUAAAAACCAAAUGAGUGUUGAGAAGCCACUGAAAUGUUGAAAAUAAUAAUAUGAAUAUUAGGAUGGAAAUUUUAAUGAAAUUCCAAUUCUCCCUUUAAUCGUUUGCCAUUAAAGUACAAAAGUAUGAAAAAUCCAUCUUACAGCGGAUCAUGGGAAUGCCAAAAGCUGGUAUUUCAACAGCUCUGGCAAUCCAUUCUCAACCACUUAGCUAGUAGAAUUUCCACACCAUAUUCUCUGAUUCUAGUUAAAAAAACGGAUUCAACUUCUGCCUCAUACGGGAGGGUGGAAAGCUAGCGGAUUUUCUGCAGAAAAUCAAGCUGGCGUAAGGAAGAGUGAAACUGUCGGCUGUUGGUGACAGAGUGUCAUCCACGGUGCUUGUUACUGUUUCGGGGCGUCCCCUGAAGUGAGUCCUUUUCAUUCACAGCAGCGCAGUUGGUUCCAAAUACCCCAGUGUUUGCUGCUGUGAUUUUGUAAAGUCCCCUGAGGAACCGGCACAAGAGGAUUUCCUCGCAUCAUUUCCUGUGUCUGGACAUCACACGGUCAACAACUGGGCUUAUUUCACAGGAAGUAAUUUUAAAAUUUAAACCGAAACCUACCUGGGAUCAUAGUGGCGAUGUGAUUUUAAUGAAUUGUGAAUACCAGUGGUCUGUCUGUCCGGUGCCAGAAAAACCAUGACUUGCAAAAAUGCUUUGCACUCAAAAUGUUUGUACUAUGUUCCUGAUUGUUCAUAGUUUCUGCUUUCUUUUGACUACUUGACUUACAAAUCAUCUGAUGUGACUACUCCAUUGAAAAGCAAAGGUAACUCAUAUUUUAAGUACUUGCUUGUUUUACGUGGCUGUGAUGUAUUCCCACUGUUUUUGAGAAAUAACGAUCAUGGAUAGCAUUCACUGAAAGACAGUGAAAAUAUGACUUACUACAUACAUUGAUUUGUAAAUGUUGCCUUGAACAGGCAUACACGAGCAGCAGUAAUUGCGAUGCACUGAUUUACCUCGAGGUGCAAGAGAACGAAAUCUGUACAUAGUCCAUUGAUACAAUAAAUUCAUAUAAACAGCCCUGCACUUUCUCAGAUGCUCUGGUCUCCAGGGUGGAGCUUCGUGCUGGUGAGACCCUGGCCACAGAGCCACCUCAGGGUGUUCUUUCCUCCACCCAUUUUAUUUAUUUACAGACGUCUGUUUACAAAGACUGUAACACAUCCUCAUGCUGACCAUCUAAAAUUUACUUUCUUUUGAAUGCUAUUUCACUUUAAAAUUGCAGCUUUCAAGACAACAAUGAACUAAGACCUUGCUUAGGAUGAAAGGAUGAUGCUAUGCAUGCUCUAAUGAUGUUAAAGAUGCAGAAUGAGGCACACGGUCUUGCUGAUGGGUGUGUGUACGUGUGAGUGUGUUUGUGUGAAUGACGUCAAUCGCAAAUCCCAAGUCGUUUAAAAAAGCUGUGGCGUAUCAUUGUUCAUAUUUGCCAAGUCUGUAAAAUGUGUAGGACGGCAUUUUGUAGUGUGCUAAUGCGUGUAUUUAUAAAGCUGAUUUCUUUACCACUCAAAAUGAUUAACUUUCGUUUUCUCCAUCUAAAAACAAAUACUUGUUUCUUCCACAUACCUGCAGUUUCUGUGUAUCUAUACUAGUUUUGUAGCUUUUUCCUUUUGCAAAGGCAGGUUCAAAAUUCUGUAAAAGAAAAAAAUGGUCUCUGACACAGAUGUAUGACACCAGAACUUGCAGUUUUUAAAUGAUCAUGUUACGUACAUCAGUUCUGUAAAUGCGCUCAACAGUAUAGCGUGUGAAUCCUGUUUUAAAGUGCUCUGAUUUCAGAUGUGUAAGCCAUUGAUAGAACAUUGUAAUUAAUUCAGAAAUGUUUAAAUUAAAAUAAUUUAAUGUUUUAAACUUAUUUAUGUAGAUCACAUCAUUGCUGUCGUAUGCAGUAGAACUAUGUGAAAUAUCUUUUGGUUUAGUCCAACAAUUAUUUAUUUGUGAGAAGUAAACAUAAGGCUUUAAGGAGAUUCACAAUUUAAAAUAGUGUUCAAAAUUUGGCAAUUUUAAAGUAAAGUUGGUUCUUUUCUAACUUUUUAAAAAGUGUCAAUAAUAGGAAAGCAUAGUUGGAAGUGGAAUCAUCUAUAGAUCAUUUAAAACAUAUAAAUUAACUAGUAUAUACUGACUUCUACAGUUGACUUAGAGUAAUUGUUAAACCCCAGUUGUUUUUUUAAUCAGAUUUUUGUGUGUUGAUUGAUUUUUCUGUUGUGGCUUUUCUUUUGUGACUUUCAUAUUAAAAGUUUUGUGUUUUUUUUGUUUUUGUUUUUGUAGGGGGUUUAUCUUUCAAUGUUUACUAUGUUAAAUUAAAUAGAAAUGGAAUUUUAUUGUUCAUUUAUAAUACAGUAUUUGAUAGCUUGGUAUAAUAAGAACAGUACAGUUCUAAUUUUUAUGACUUUUAUAAUCACAAUGAUAAUAUUUUCUUUUGUAAUAAAAUCCAAAGUAAAUUAAACAUUUAAAAUGUAGAACCAAUAUUUUUCAUUUAUAUGAAGUGCAAAUAUCUACCAAGUCUAUAAUGUGAAUAAUCCUGCUUUUCAAAUCUGUUUCAUAAUAUUGGAAGAAAACUAUUUUUGGGAGAUGUUACUGAAGUCAAAAGAGCAAUAAAAGUCUACUGAAUCCGUC
Camelus dromedarius (Arabian camel) is the source of this 8140-nucleotide messenger RNA. It is a transcript of the gene SLC4A7, whose product is annotated as solute carrier family 4 member 7. Gene Ontology annotation, cellular component: apical plasma membrane; plasma membrane; basolateral plasma membrane. Gene Ontology annotation, molecular function: monoatomic anion transmembrane transporter activity; solute:inorganic anion antiporter activity; sodium:bicarbonate symporter activity. The coding region runs from base 237 to 4004 and encodes 1255 amino acids. The transcript is spliced from 26 exons. Gene Ontology annotation, biological process: bicarbonate transport; transmembrane transport; auditory receptor cell development. Lineage: Eukaryota; Metazoa; Chordata; Mammalia; Artiodactyla; Camelidae. The record is from RefSeq and is a predicted model, not a curated record.